CUGUGUAGUCUUUUGGAAGUGCAGCGUUGUUCUCCUUAAGGGUGCCCGCAUGUGUGUCUACCACUGCAAUAGCAACCUUCCUGUCGUCUCUGUGCAAACAGUAACUGGACUUCUGGGAAAGCUAGCUGGUAUACAGCUACUAACACAAUCAAGAAAGUACAUACUUGCGGCUUACCUGUCCAGGAGGAACUACAAGCAGUGCUAAAAGUAUGGGCGGUAUAGUUAAAGCUAUGGGUGGUCAUGGGAAGAAGAGGAAGCAGCAGCAGCAAGUGCAGCAGCAGCGCAAGGACCAAGCUAACCAGAAGCGUCAAAGUUUAGCAGCAGAAGCGACUGCAACCGGCUGUCCUCAUGUCAAGAAAGCAGUCCAGUUCAAUAAUAUCCGCGGUGCUAUCCGCUCUUCCUCUGUGAUAGAGUGCAAGGAUUGCAAGGCGCUGUCGGAUGCGCCCAAGCUCGAGGAUGCUGAGAUUUGCGCUUGCCUGAACUGCGGGCGGCUGAGCUGUGUGCGUGCCACUACGCACAAGCACGCACUCAAGCAUCAGAACCAGAACAAAAGCCAUGCGCUGGUCGUCAAUGUCGUUUCAUUCGAAGUUUGGUGUUAUGAGUGCGAUCGAGCUGUUGUGGCCGAGCCGGAUACCAACCUACAUGCAUGCCUGAUCCACAUCAAGAGGUGCUUCUCAAAUGAAAAAGCUCUGGAAGAAGAGCAAGCCUUGCUCAGGAAGAAGAAGCUGGCCAUACCGUCCAGGUCCAUGCCCGGGAUCCCUGUCCGGGGCUUGAUUAACCUCGGCAACACAUGCUUCUUCAAUGCCAUCAUGCAGGGCCUGAACCAAGUGUAUCAACUUCACGAGCGCCUUGAGCAACUGCGUCCCGUUGGAUUUGAAGUGCCAGUUCGAGCACAGGGUCGGGACUCCCUUGUUGUUAGGCUUGAAAUGGGGCCCGGCGCACUGACCCAGGCCAUGCAAGGUCUCUUGACUGAGUUCCGUGUGGAGGGCAGUGGAGUGAUUUCUCCUCGCACUGUGUUUAGCAGGAUUUCCCAAGUCACGCCUCGCUUUAGUAGCAUGCAGCAGCAAGACAGCCAGGAGCUGUUUAGUUGUUUACUGAACUCAAUUCGAACUGAGGAGGGCAAGCGUGUCAAGAGUGUCGUGCUGAAAUCAUUGAACUUGAAGAAUGUACCAGCUGCCAAAGUCUCCGAUGAUGACAGGGCAGCACUGCGGGAUUAUGGCAAGGCAAUUGAUCAAUCCAGCUUUGUGGAUGAGAUCUUUGGUGGGCAGACAGUCAGCUCUGUAACGUGCUUGGAGUGCGACACAGUGUCGAGUAUCUAUGAGCAUUUCUUGGAUUUGCCACUGCCACUGCCCGAUGAUAGUCCCGUUCGGGGCAAUCUCUAUGCCGCAGGAGUAGCAUCGCUAGGUGGGACUGCAAAGAAAGCAACUCAGCACUCUACUAAACGAAAUUCUGAGAUGGCGGGAAGGAAGUCCUCACAUUCGUCCAUUGUCGACGAUCUGAUCAGUCAAGUGGAGCCGAAGAAACCCGCCAUGAGCAAGCAUAUGUCCAAGAAAGAAGCUCGGAAGCAGAAGAAGGAGGCUAAGCGGAAGGGAAAGCAGAAAGGCGGCGGUGGCAAAGAUGACGCGCAGUCUGACGUGUGCACGUCAUCGUCACGUGAGGAUUCCCGCUCUGCUGAUCAGGCACAGGAGGAUACCCUCUCUGCUGAUCAGGCACAGGAGGAUACCCACUCUGCUGAUCAGGCACAGGAGGAUACCCACUCUGCUACGGACACUGAACAGUCUGCUGGCAGUACCGAAACCGCCGCAGGUGGUGAGCAGCCAGCACCUCGUCAAGAAGCCAAAUCAACGCCGGAGCAAUUAGACGUUGCCGAUUCCUGGGAGGACUUGGAUAAUGACGGGAGUGCUGCUGUUGGCAACACUAGCAGCGGUAGUUCUGCUGAUGCGUGUAGUGCUUCACAGCGAGGUGAGAGUGAUAGUCACAGCUGGAGCACCGCGUGUGAGGUUGCGAGCUAUGCGGGCGACUCUCAGCUGUCGAUUACACCGGUUAUGUCGGAUCAAAGUCCUAUGCAUGUUAGCAUGGGUACGUCACCGCUGGGUAGCAAUGUCGUUGAUGAAUCUCAUUUGCAGCUAGACGGUUCGGGAUCGGAGACUGGGUGUAACGAGCACCCCACUGCCUACGAAGUGCCUGUCCCUGUUGGUAAAUCUGACUUGGCAGCUGAUGGAGGCUUGUCGUUGUCUGAUGGCAGUGUUGACGAGAAAGACAAUGACUGUGGGCAUCCUGCAAGUGCAGCCAUUGCCGAAGACGUGCCAUCUGCAGUCGACUCUGGUGUUGGUUUGUGCUCUAGUGGCGGCUCCAGCAUGGUCGGUCAACCGGUUGAUGUAACAAGCAGCUCAGCAUCGGACCUUACACAAGCAGCCAGCAUUGCUGCUGCCAAGACCACACAUGUCCUUCCCAUUGACAGUGCAAACUCACAGGGUGUAUCCUCAUCAGUCACUGGCUGUCCUUCUGUUACAUGUAGUCCGGCUACUAUCGCUGUUGACUCUGAGAAAUCAGUGGGUCGUGACGGCGCAGCCACACCAGCUCACUCUGCUGAUGCAGCAGCUGCCGCAGGUCAAGCGGUAGCAGGCAACAACACGGCGCCCACUCUUGUUGCCAAUUCCCUGCAGCAUUAUGACCCGACUUCGGCGAAGUCUCUUGCCGACACUGGCCUGCUCGAUUGGUCACUGGCUGGUAGCUUGAAGCGCUUCAUCAAUGCCGAGCUUCUCGACGGAGCCAAUAAGUUUGGCUGUCAAACCUGUACAGAUCAGCAGCGUCAACAACUACUGGCUGACGGGAAUAUGGGCGGUGAGGAGAAGGUGAGUGCGGUCAAAACGCUGGCCUCCAAGCAGCUUCUCCUCCACCGUCUGCCCUCCAUCUUGACACUGCACCUCAAGCGCUUCAAGCACACCAGUGUAUCACGUGCGCAGAAGAUCAGCAAACAUGUGUCAUUUCCGUUCCUGCUGGAUAUGAGCCAGUUCUGCAGUGCGUCUGCUGAUGUGAGCCGUGAUGCCAAUGGCAAGAUCGUAUACUCCUUGUUUGCUGUGACUGAGCAUAGUGGCAAUAUGAGAGGUGGUCACUACACUGCCUAUGUCAAGUCACGUAAGCAGCAACAGCCACAGCAGCAAGUCGAUGUAUCCGCCCCUAGUCCUGCUCACAGCACUGGUGCGGCGGCUUCUGCAAGCACUGCUAGGUCUGAGGGGGAACAGCCAUCCAUCGUAUCUCCCACUGAGAAUGACAACAAGGAAAACGCCAAGGAGACCAGAAACAGUGCAACGGCUGAUGCUGGAGAGUUGUGUGCUGCCGAGGAUGUGGUGAGGGUUGAGACUGUUGUUGUCACUACGGACACACCGGUGGUGGCUACAGAACAAGGUGUGUUGCCAGGUGGUACAACGCCAGAAGAUAACUUCACUGAUAUAGCCCAAACCAAUACUGGCUCACCGGUGCUGGACACCGUAUCGGCCAUUGACACUCCGCCUCGUACACCUGACGAGACUGCUACACCAACUAGCGAGACAGGACCAGCACCAGACAUCCCCGUUGCUCCCAGUGCUGGCUCUAGUACUGCUUCCAGUGCAGCAUACAGUGUGCCUGAUGGCAGUUGGUUCCACGUCAGCGAUACAUGUGUCCGCGCUGCCAGUGAAGAGCAAGUACGCAACUCGCAGGCUUACAUUCUGUUCUAUGAACGCUUGUUACCAUCCUAACACACCCGGUACCCAUGCCUUGUGCUAUGCUCAAUCUGCUUGGAUUUUCUCAAAUUGUAAUUUAUUUUACAACUACGGUGUUUUUUAAUGCUAUCCGUCUCAUUUUCGUUCUUAUCAUCUUAUUUUUCAGUUGGUGCACCAUUCGUCCCUAUGCUGUGCAACCACUGUACUUCUAUAACAUAGUUUUUUUUAGUCCUGUUCUCACAUGCCGGCUAGAUGGUAUUCUUGUGAUAUGGGGCCGUAUCAUUUUAGAUUGCUAAUAAUAAUUAUUAUUAUUCUUAUCUUCAAGCCGCUGGAAGUUCCCAUUUCUCUCUGGGUCUUGUCGGUCCCGGCUAGCAUUUUCUUUUCUUCAAAAUAUGUACCCUCUAGUUUAUGUGCUGGAUUUGUCUUGCCAUCAAGUAACACGAGUAUUUAGUUAUCUUAAUACACACGCA
This is a messenger RNA of Sycon ciliatum, 4174 nucleotides long. Its product is annotated as ubiquitin carboxyl-terminal hydrolase 16-like. Gene Ontology annotation, biological process: protein deubiquitination. Gene Ontology annotation, molecular function: zinc ion binding; cysteine-type deubiquitinase activity. The transcript has 18 exons. The coding region runs from base 210 to 3740 and encodes 1176 amino acids. Lineage: Eukaryota; Metazoa; Porifera; Calcarea; Leucosolenida; Sycettidae. The record is from RefSeq and is a predicted model, not a curated record.